GUCUUUUGAGCGAUGCUUUUUGGGCGAAACAGAAAGACGUCCCGUUUACGUCUUUGUAGCUUGUAACUUUGUAUGAUGGAAGAAAAAUAACCAACAUGUAUAUGUGUACCGCGUUGAUAUUGCCAUCAUUUUUAUGGAGUUCUGUUUUUUGCGUUUGACGGCUACUGUUGCUCUGCCUCUGCUAAGUCUAAAUAAAUGUAUGAAAGAAAUGUUGGUGUUUCUCAAACAAGCGUUUUUUUGUUCUCGCCCAUGUUAAUAUUGAUAUUUUAUGUCCUUUUUAUAUUUAUUGAUUCGAUGGCUCAAAAGCAUUUUUUAAAUACUUUUUGUUUUUGCAAGUGUAACUCCACAACCCUCCCGCUAUUUUAUGUCAUAAAAAGAGCUAAAUUAUAAAACAUAAAUAUGCAAAAAUUCUGCCCAAAAACGUGACAUGUCGAUUCAACAUCAUUCACUCUAAUUUUAGUCAACGCAGCGCCGCGCCACCGCUCACGGCCACACGGGGGCGACAUCCCCCCCUCGCAUCGUACUCCAUCUUUACCUCUGGCCUCCUUCUCUCUGCCAUCUUCUCCGCGCGCCCUAGCAACUGCAGCAUCAGCACGAGCCCGUGCGGCGCUGCCGCUCUACGUCACCUCUACGCAACGCGACGUUCCGCUGCUGUUGUGAACCCCCCAUCCUCAGCCCAGCAUCACCGCUCCCCUCAGCUCCUCCUUAUCCACGGCCCUUUCGGAUUGUGUUUUCGUCUGCUGCUUUUUCCUCGCAAUAAGUCGUUUCUAUCGCCACUGGGGGAGAAAAAACACAAGGCGUUAUUCUAUUUCACCCGGAGGAUCGUAAUCGUCUAGGUUUGCUCGAGCGCAGCGUACCGCGCACGACGAGCUCCGUCUCCGCAUCGGCGGCAAUAGAAAAACAUCGAGCGACGCGGCCACCGAAGCAACGCCCCGCCGCCGCCACCGCCUCCACUGCCACCGUGAACCAAGAGGGCUCGGUGCUUUAACGCCUCUUCGUCUGCAACGCAAACCCGGGCGGGAAUCUUCGUGUUUUUCCUGCGAAUCCUUCCCCUGCAGUGCUGCUCGUGUCGCUAUCUCUCUCUCUCGCUCUCGCUCUCUCUCUCUCUCUCUCUCUCUCUCUCUCUCUGCCUCGCGCACCGCCUCAGGUAGCGGCGUCAAUAAGCUCGCAGGCUGGUUUGUGAUCGUCGCCUCAUGCCGCGCCGCUAGAUCCCAUCGCCAGCAGCAGCGGUGGCCUUCGCCUGUGACUGCGUGCGUCUCUCCCUGCGGCCGGCGGCGUGCUCCUCCCCCCCGCCACCUCCCCCCCCGCCCUGCGACUCCUCCACCUUCUCCCCCCCACCUCCCCCUCUCCCCCCUCCUCCGGCACUCCCGCCGCCCCCGCCACCCCCCCUCCCUCCGCCACCGUCUCUGCCGUGCUCCUUGCUCCCCCUCCUCCUCUCGCUACCGCGGCAACGCGUCCAGCUGUGGCCCUGUCUGGGCGCGCUCGCUGGGCCUCCCCUGAUUGGUCCGCCCUGGCCUCAGGACGACAGCCAAUACAGACACGUUCCCUACAUGAGGGACCAGGCCACGCAGACCCCCAGGGCCUGGGCAGAUGAGAGGAGGCGGGGCUCUCACAAGCGCUCAGCGUCCUGCGGGAGCACCGACCAGCUGAAGGAGAUCGCUAAGUUGCGGCAGCAGCUCCAGCGCAGCAAACGCAGCAGCCGCCAUCGAAGAGACAAGGAGCGCAAGUCUCCGUUCAAUGGUGGCCACGGCAUCAUCCAAUCACAGUCGCCGUUGCCCAAGACCAUCCUCAUCCCCAUCCCCAUCUCAAAGUCCUCAGCUCCGCGCUUCCGGAACAGCGUGGAAGGCCUCAACCAGGAGAUCGAACGCAUGCUCAUCCGCGACACGCCCGACAAGGAGGAAGUCAUCGUUCCCCAGGACGUGCCAGACGGGCACCGGGCGCCCCCCCCACUGCCCCCCCGCCGCAGCAGCAGCACGCGCAGCAUCGACACCCAGACGCCCUCGGGGGGAGGCCUGAGCGGUAACCAUAGCAACUGCAGCAGCCGGCCCGACUCGAUCUCGCCCUCCUACCUCACCAUCCUCAGUGGGGGGGGCAGCCCGUACGAGGAGAAAGAGCUGGGUCCCUGCUCGCCGCUGCCCAAGUACGCAGCGUCCCCGCGGCCCAACAACAGCUACAUGUUCAAGCGGGAGCCGCCGGAGGGCUGCGAGAAGGUCAAGGUGAUCGAGGACACCAUAUCCAAGCCACUCCAUGACAUCCCGCAGUACCUGUGUCCCGACCGCAACAAGGUCAACUUCAUCCCCAACAGCGGCUCCGCCUUCUGCCUGGUCAGCAUCCUCAAGCCCCUGCGGCCCGCGGCCGAGCUGGGCUUCCGGUCGGCGGUGGGCCUGCGCAGCCACUCGCCCUCCCUGGUGCCACUAGGGGGCCUGCGGAGCCACUCCCCCUCCCUGAGCCUGGCGCGGAGCUCCGCCCCCACCCUGGUGGAGGAGCCCGAGAGCUUUUGAUUGGACAGAAAAAAACCGAGGGAAUCGCAUCCAGACCGAAAAAAAAUGAAAAAAAUAAAUAAUUUAAAAUAAAAGUUUCUACGCUAGGAGGGCGAAACCUUCGGCGAGGUAAAACGGAAACGGCCUUUAGCAUGCUAGCUAAGCUCUCUUUUAUCUUAUCUUUUUUUUCUCUGUCACUGAUGUCGUUCUCUUGGUGAAAAAAGCUCUUCCCACUGCCUAGCCUCCACAGAAGAUGUAACAUAAAAUGGCCGCCGUGAGAGGCACUGUAUGGAUUUGAACGGUCUCAUUUCAUUGCUUUACUCCGCCUUCAGUGGCGGUUGUUUUCCUGUUUUAUCUCAGUUUGGCUUUGGGGGGGAGGGGGAGGGACAAAAAGGACAAAAAGAAAAUCGGACGACUGGACUCUCGUUUUUAUUUCAUUGUUUGAUACCAUGGCGCCUUUCCUCGAACACAUCUCUUUUCUAUCGCCUAGUUCCUUCUCUCGAUAUCAAAAAUGCCUUCCAUUCAAAAAACAACAACCCAAUGGCUGCUGGGGUCCAGCGGCGACUGGGGGACACUCGGCCAAAGGAGGCACCUUCUGGUGCUGGCAGAUAUAUCGUAGCGUAUGUCGUAGCAAAACUUGAACGGUUUUCGGGGAGAAAAACAGAACUAGGGGCAAACACGUGCCUGAUUUUAUUUGUCAUUUGUUUUCCCACUUAAAGUUCCCCUCCACACAGUGUUUAGUGACCAGGUUGUGUCAGUCGUGGUAGACCACUGCGGGAAAUGUACACUCUUUGUACUUUAGUAGCGGUAGACGGCAGCUAGGUAAAAAACCUAGAUAGCAUUCUACACAUUAACACCUCCUAGAUCCCAACCCAAAACCACUCUCUGCAAAAACCCAACCUGGACAUUUAACUAUAUUUCAACCGAUCAAAGCGCACAUGCCACGUGGUCUGCUGUAACACAACUGAGGCAAACUCGUAUCCAGCUAGCUAGCUAAAGCUUCUUGACGUGUUAAGUUUUGACAGGGCUAUGACGACGUGUCCGAAGCAUGUCCAUUCUGUGUGUUUCCUCUCUACACAACAUCGUACUACUAGCUUUUCCACUACUUCACACCCCGUCCCUUCUCUCGUUUUCAUCCAGCAUCGCGUCGUCAAGGUGAUGAUGAAGCUCCUCUUACGUUUGCUCAGCUAGUGUAGUCGUGAAUUGUCUGUGUGUCCAGAAAAAAAGAAGCCACGCCCCCUACCUUCGACCAGAACGGGCCGGGGCACGGAGAGAAACUUCCUUUAAAUACUCAGUUGUAUUAAAUACUAAUACAACUGUGAGUUGGGGGAACAUCUGCCCAAAGAGGACAUCUUAUGUUCGAAACUAAUUCAUUCCAUACACUUAAAGAAUAGAUUAUUCCGGUAAUGGGAUUCAUGCAUUAAGGCAAUCAAGAAAAUAAUUGGAUAGGUGAUUAUUUUUAAUAACUGAUUUAAAUGACAAACGAUUUGAGGAAACAUUACUUUACUGGUUCCAUAAAACAAGUCAACCAAAUAAAAAUAAAACGACAUUUGCAUGUUUCAUUGAACAGACAGAAGCCGCUGCUCAUGUGCUGAAUGGAAGUCGCGUUGUUGCAUUGGCGGAGUGGUUUAAUUGGGACCCAGUCUCCUUGCUCUGGCCCCCCCCCCCCCCCCCUGCUGUACAUGAGUCAUUACUACUCGACUGUGCCUGUUGGAGUGGAUGAAGAAUGUACUGGAUUUGUAAAUACGGAGGCGCAGUUUGUUUAUAUUACCAGCGAAGAUAUGUACUCCAACUCAAAAAAACGGUCCCCAUUAAUAUAUUUAAAAAAACUCUUAGUACGUACUAGGUCCCCAUACUGUGAAUACUGAUGAUUUUAAUGUAUUGCUUAUUUAGAAGGUUGUGUAAAUUGGGUAUUAAAGAUUGUUUUAAUCUAAUCCAA
This is a messenger RNA of Gadus macrocephalus (Pacific cod), 4419 nucleotides long. It is a transcript of the gene fam117ba, whose product is annotated as family with sequence similarity 117 member Ba. Lineage: Eukaryota; Metazoa; Chordata; Actinopteri; Gadiformes; Gadidae. The record is from RefSeq and is a predicted model, not a curated record. Bases 1551 to 2501 code for a protein of 316 amino acids. The transcript is spliced from 8 exons.